GCAGAAUGUGGGUCACCUCACGUAAGACGACGCAGCAGGCAAAUCGCCGCUCCUUCGUUUGUAGUCCACGCGGUUUUGUUACAGCAGAACUACAUUUCCCACGACGCAUUGCGCGCACGCCUGCGACAACGCAGAGAACUCGUCUCACAAACAAGAUAUUCUGUACGCUACAAAAGCAUAGACCGGAGCGCCACUGGAAAGGUGAGGGGAUUGAAGCUGUCUCUGUCUAGCUCUCCACUCUCAUGCUGCCUCUCUUCCGAUUGGCCCGCGGCCCCCUGACCAGCCUCAGACUCCUCCCCCUACGAGCCUGUAGCCACACCCCCAUGGACCGACCCGUGGAGAGCUCCAUCCGAGCCAAGCUGAGCCGGACCCUGGCGCCGACCCACCUGGAGGUCCGGAACGAGAGCCACCUGCACGCCGUGCCGGCCGGGUCGGAGUCCCACUUCAGGGUGCUGGUGGUGAGCCCGAGCUUCGAAGGGCUGCCCCUGGUCCAGCGCCACCGCCUGGUCAACGAGGCUCUGCGCGAGGAGCUGGCGGGCUCCGUCCACGCCCUCUCAAUCCAGGCCAAGACCCCCCAGCAGUGGAGCUCGGACCCCAGCCUGGCCAAGAGCCCUCCCUGCAUGGGAGGCUCAAAGCACGACCCUGGCAUGAGGCUGCGGAGCGACAGGGAGUGAAUCGGAGAUGGGAGGGAGAUCUGAGAUCAAUUGCAAUCGCUUGUGGUGACUCCCCAUUGUUUGUUUGAAAAAAGUUAUAAUGUAUUUGGUUUCACCCAGUCCAGGUUUUACUACCAGCUUGAUUAGCCCGCAGUGUGUCUAGCUAACAAGCUCAGGUGUGUCUGAUUAUUAAACUCCUAGUGAAACCAGGACUGGAUCACAGUGCUGUGCAGCGGGAGUCUGAUUCCCACCCCUGUAGAUAGAUAGCCAUUGGUUGAAGGCUAUAUUUAUAUAGGUAGAUCAGGGAUGGUAAUCAGACUCCUAUUGCACAGCAGUGUCACCCAGUCCAGGUUUUACUACCAGCUUGAUCAGCCCCAGUGUGUCUAGGCAACAAGCUCAGGUGUUAAACUCCUAGUAAAACCAGGAGUGGAUCAAACUGCUAUGCAACGGGAGUCUUAUUUCAAGUCAGUGUUUGGACAUUAAUUUGACAUGCAUUCAAUUAAAAUGCCAGCAGUAGCUAUGAAUGAAUAACAGAUAUAUGGGGACCAUCUUCUGAUUUAGUUCAGGCUGGUAUUAUAUUGGUUCUCUCUGACAAUGGGACUGAAGACUGACUAAAGCAAUGCUAUUGGUUUAGUUCUCUUCAUGAAAAUGCAGGUUCCAGUUUUCUCGGGCCGAGUCCUUCAGUGUUCUCUCGCAGGUAUUAAUGAAGCGAAGGGGAGCAAAUCUUUGUAAUAAUCUGCCGUUUAGCACCGAGGGUGCUGAAAACGAAAUGGAGAAAGAGAUCGUGGAUCUAGCUGAGGUAUCGCGGUGUGUAACAAAACACGAACAGCAAUAAAAAAUGAUGAGAAAAAACAAACAAGAAAACAGUUUUUUUUACAAUUAUUUAAUUUUUAUUGGAACGCUGGUAAGCUUAACACAAGUAAUGUACAAGAAAAAACAGAAACUAAAUAUAUAUAUAUGUGUGUGUAUAUAUAUAUAUCUCACACAAACCUUAAUACUGCAUCUGAACGGAGCUACACUGAAAUAUUUCUAUAUCUAUUUAUUUAUCCAUGUAGUCAAUUUAUUUUUCAUUUACAAAACAGGCAAAUUAAAAAGACAAACAUACGAUAGUAACCAGUCAUUUUUUUUGUUUUUUUUUGGUUGCUUUUUCACAGAUUUAUACUUUUACUUAAACAUCAUAUACAGCUACAUCUCCACACGAGAUAACGCGGUCGUAUUUCAAUCGCGUUAAAAAAUAAAUAAAAGGCCACGUUUUUGACUUUAAAACAGAUUUAGCAUUCAUAUUCUCUACCGUACCAAAAAUACGACACACACACCUACCUACGGCUAUUGUAGUAUUAUUAUUAUUAUUAUUAUUAUUAUUAUUAUUGAAGAAGGAGAGAAGCCGAACGUAAAAAGUAGAAAAAUAUUUGGCAGUUAACAACAAAGUGACACAACAUGCGUUCUGAUUGUCACCAAAUCGUCUGGGGACAAAAAAAAAAAUCGGAAAUGUACCUGGGGGGUUUGUUAAGGUGGCUCGCACACA
Molecule: messenger RNA, 2178 nt
Organism: Acipenser ruthenus (sterlet)
Lineage: Eukaryota; Metazoa; Chordata; Actinopteri; Acipenseriformes; Acipenseridae
Product: bolA-like protein 1
Exons: 2
Coding region: 243-674 (143 amino acids)
Cellular component (GO): mitochondrion
Source: RefSeq, a predicted model, not a curated record